AUGGAUGCCGAAGAGUUCAAACGCAAGGCUACCACUUUGAAAAGGAAAUUAGUAGAUAGUUUCAAGGAAGUUCAAGUCUGCAAGAAGAGGCAUAAUUCACUUUUGCAUCUACCCGUUCCUGAUAGCAAUACAUCCUCUUUGGAACAUGAAGAUACAACCGCAAUCAAGGCUCAUGUUGUGAAUCCACCAGAUUCUUCAUUAACAGCAACCCUGCCUGAACAAAGUCAAGUCUUGUUGGGUACAGUUGUUGCUGAAAUUCAGGAUGUUCAUGGCAACUUCACUCAAGUGAGACUCGUAGUGGACUCAGGUAGUCAGCACUCAUUCAUCACAAAGAAAUGUGCAAAUAAACUUGGCUUGAUAAUUAAAUCAUUCCCUCACAAAAUCAGUGCUAUUGGCCAGACAGUUUUUAAUGGCACUAAAGGCAAAGUACGCUGUCAACUUAAACCACGCAACUUGCAGUCACCUAUUGUCGAAACUGAAGCAAUAGUUGUAAACAACAUUACAUCUCACUUACCUAAUUUUGUCAUGCCCUCCAAUAUUUGGAAAAAUUACGCUACCUUUGACUUAGCUGACCCUAAGUUUUGGCAACCAGGUCCUGUAGAUUUUCUGCUGGGAUCAGAUUUGUUCUCAGAUAUUUGGGAUGGAUCCACCGUGACAGUACAAGACAACCAGCCAAGGCUCUUUUCUUCUAUAUUUGGUUAUAUAGUCAUAGGACGAGUUUCUGGAACUUGUUUAUUAUCCGUUGAUGGUAACAACUCCUUCUUCACUGUUAACAAUGAAGCUCAUGACUUGAGACAACAGAUCCAACGCUUUUGGGAACUUGAAGAGCCCCAUACUGACAUUAGUUUCACAAACCCUGAAGACGAAGCAUGUGAAGCUCAUUUCAAGAACACACACUUCAGGAUGGACGAUGGUCAAUAUGUUGUACGCCUACCUUUCAAGACGCCUAGUCCACAAUUAGGAAAUUUUGAAGGAACAUCACUGAAGAGAUUCUACAAUCUUGAAGGAAAACUUAUUAAAGACAAGAAUUUGAUGUCAGAGUAUUAUGAUUUCAUGAAAGACUAUCAAGAUCUGGGUCACAUGAAUGUCACAACUUCCCCUUCAAAGUAUGUCAUUUCUCACCACUGUGUGGUAAAAGAGGAUAGAGGCAAAACAAAAUUACGUGUUGUCUUUGACGCUUCUGCUCAGUCAUCGCCCUUUCCUUCUUUGAACAGCCAACUCAUGGUGGGUGCAAAGCUGCAACAAGACAUUAGGGACAUUCUUCUGAGAUUUCGUUUGCACCCAGUUGUCUUCGUGGCUGAUAUUGUCAAAAUGUAUCGGCAAAUUUUGGUUGACCCGCAGGACAGGUCCUACCAACACAUUUAUUGGAGAUUUAAUCCAGCAGACCCAAUAAAAAAGUAUGAAUUGUGCACUGUAACGUAUGGAUUGACUUCUGCACCCUUUCUAGCACUUAGAGUUAUGAAGCAACUCGCUUUAGACGAAGGCGAGAACCAUCCAAGAGCUGCUCAAGCUAUAUCGCAGGAUAUGUAUGUGGAUGAUAUAGUGACUGGCACAUCUUCACUGAAUGAAGCUUUGAAGCUUCAACAAGAAACUAUCCAAUUAUUAGAAAAAGGACACUUUUCACUAAGUAAAUGGGCAAGUAACCAAGAAGAACUUUUAAAAGUGGCCAAUUCAGGACAACAAGCAGACUCAGUCAACUUCUCUUCAAACGAAGACUCUAGUGUGAAUAUAUUAGGACUUCAUUGGGAUCCAACAAAUGAUGUCUUCAUUUUUAAGCUUCAGGACUUCUCUCCAGCAUCUACCAAGCGAUCUAUCCUAUCUACUGUUGCUAAAAUAUAUGACCCUUUAGGAUUCCUGGCACCAGUUACAUUUUUAGCCAAAGGGAUCAUGCAGGAGUUAUGGAAGCUUGGCUUGAAUUGGGAUGAAGAAAUACCCUUUCAUCUUAAAUCAGUUUGGGAAGAGUUCAUCAAACAGCUUAGGAAUUUGUCAGACCUCACCAUACCAAGACUUGUUGUACCCAACAAACCCCUUUCUUAUCAACUAGUGGGAUUUUCAGACGCAUCAGCACAAGGAUACUGUGCUACACUGUAUCUCAGAGUCGUCAGUGAGGACCAAAUAUCCACACACCUUCUCGUCGCUAAAACUAAAUUAGCACCAAUCAAAACUGUCUCUAUACCCCGUCUUGAAUUGUGUGGGGCACAUCUUUUAGCUAGACUUCAUUCUUCAGUAUCCAAGAUGUUUUCUCUAAAUACUGCAAUCAAGUUCGAAGAUCCAGUCUUCUUUACCGAUGCAUCAAUUGUAUUGAGUUGGCUCCAUAUGCCACUUUACAAGCUCAAGGUUUUCAUCUCAAAUAGAGUGUCACAAAUUACAGAGCUCACAUCGUUGUCAUGUUGGCGACAUGUACGUACAAGUGAGAAUCCAAGUGAUUGUGGAUCAAGGGGAUUGUCGGUCGACAAGCUCAAGAACAACAGUUUAUGGUGGCAUGGUCCCCAAUGGCUAUGUCAACAUGCAGAAGAAUGGCCGAAAUCAAAUGUGGACCUGACAUUACAAACUGAACUCCCAGACCUGAAGAUUGAACACACUACAUUGAUGUCUACUGACUCAGAACCUCUCAUCAUAACCUUCAUCUCAUCACAAUCAUCAUAUUACAAGAUCUUGACAGCAAUUGCUUGGUGGAAAAGAUUUAUAACUAAUGCAAUGGCAAAAAUAAAUUCUGGUCAAAUUCGCAUCGGUCCACUACACCCUUCUGAAAUGAGGGAAGCUUUAAUUUAUGUAGUGAAUAAGCUUCAGUCACACUACAUAUUUCAAGACAACACUUGCAACAAGGAAGAAAUAGCCAAUUCCAAGUUUUCCAACCUCUCUCCAUUCUUCGAUGAAAAUGGCACCCUUAGAGUUGGCGGAAGACUAAACAGAGCUUCACUUCCUUCCAAUCAACGACAUCCUAUUCUGCUGCCAAAGUGUCACUUCACUACUUUGCUUGUGGACUAUUAUCAUAAGCUGUAUUUACACCCAGGACCUGGUCUCUUGCAAGCAUUAAUUCAGCUUCGAUUCUGGAUACCUGCAUUACGAAGUCUCGUUCGUCAUCGCACAUUCAAGUGUUUGACUUGCUACAAAGACAAGGCAAAGAACCUCACACCCAGAAUGGCUGAUCUUCCUCCAUCAAGAGUAAAUCCGAGUAGAGCCUUUCUUCAUGUAGGUAUUGAUUUUGCUGGUCCAUUCCCCAUGAGAGAAUCUCAACGAAGGAAAGCGGCAGUCACUAAAGCCUACCUUUGUGUCUUUGUAUGUAUGGCUACCAAAGCCGUUCAUUUGGAAAUCGUCAGUGCGCUGAGUACAGAUGCAUUUCUGGCUGCUCUCAAUAGAUUUAUUGGUCGCAGGGGACUCCCCGAACAGUGUUACUCAGACUGUGGCACAAAUUUUCAGGGAGCUGCUAACAAGUUGAGAGAGUUUGGGUCUUGGUAUCGCCAACAGUCAACUCAAGAGGACAUACUUCAUCAAGCAACCAAAUUGGAAAUAAAGUGGAACUUUAAUCCUCCUUCAGCACCCCACUUCGGAGGUCUCUGGGAAGCUGCCGUGAAGUCAGCGAAGACACUUCUCCGAAGAGUGGCAGGUGACACACCACUCACAUAUGAGGAGCUCACAACUUGGUUUAUCAGAAUUGAAGCUGUUUUAAACUCCAGACCUUUAUGUCCGUUGUCAUCAUCUCCUGAAGAAACUGAGUUCCUAUCACCUGGCCAUUUUUUGAUUGGGACAUCACUCCUUGCCACCCCUGAACCGUCACUUUUAGAUACUAAAGUAUCAUCUUUAUCUCGUUGGCAAUUGCUACUAAGAAUGACUCAACACUUCUGGCAAAGAUGGAGGGUUGAAUACCUUACGUUCCUACAAAAGAGGAACAAAUGGACCAAGAACUAUGAGAAUGCAAAAGUAGGCGAUCUUGUCUUGCUAAAAGAGCCAAAUGCCCCUGUUCUUCAAUGGCCUUUGGCGAGAAUUACACACGUGCACCCAGGUGAAGACGGUAUUGUCAGAGUUUUGACAGUAAAGUGUGGACGUUCUGAGUUGAGAAGACCUGCAGUCAAAGUUGUUCCUCUCCUUCCCCUCCAUACCAGUCACUUUGAUUAA
This is a messenger RNA of Macrosteles quadrilineatus (aster leafhopper), 4116 nucleotides long. RefSeq lists its product as uncharacterized. Gene Ontology annotation, biological process: DNA integration. The record is from RefSeq and is a predicted model, not a curated record. Gene Ontology annotation, molecular function: nucleic acid binding. NCBI's taxonomy places the organism in Eukaryota, Metazoa, Arthropoda, Insecta, Hemiptera, Cicadellidae. Bases 1 to 4116 code for a protein of 1371 amino acids. The transcript has 2 exons.